Messenger RNA from Grammomys surdaster, 720 nucleotides. RefSeq names its product cancer/testis antigen 55-like. The record is from RefSeq and is a predicted model, not a curated record. Bases 1 to 720 code for a protein of 239 amino acids. NCBI's taxonomy places the organism in Eukaryota, Metazoa, Chordata, Mammalia, Rodentia, Muridae. The transcript is spliced from 5 exons.
AUGCACCGGCUAAUUCCCAGACUUCGCGCCCUCUUUCAAAGGAAAGCGGACCCAAAGGAGGCGAGAGAAGAGCAGCAGAGGCUCUUGGAAGAUGAUACCACAUUACAAGACAAACAGCUAGUUGUGACAGGGUCCUCUAGUAACUAUAAUUGGAUCACUGAGCACAUCCCCUUCAGUGCUGACAUCGUGACUGACAACAACCCUCUGAAAGUUGAACCAAAACUUGCUGCAGCUGUGGAAGAACAAAGCACUGGUGGACUGAACGCAGUCACAGUGGAUACUUUCUUCGAUGACCGUGGUGAAGAACCAUCAGGAUCUCCCAUGAGAGUUUUACUUGGCUGUAUGACCUCUCUAGUGGCUGAGGCUGGCAACAAUGAUCACGAGUUGACCUUCUCUCUAGACAUUGUUUGUAAAGAUUUUCAACCUUAUAAUGGUGACCUGGUGGAAAUUGAGUUUUCUGAUGAGCAAGGCACACAGAGCAGAAGGGCCACCUUGGUGAAGCCUCUGAACCAUUGUCACAUAAACAAGGUCCGAGUUACCAAAACAGAUGGAAGAACUGGGAUGUUGGAAGACACCAUCUUUUUCACCUUGGAUUCUCUUAAACUUCCUUCUGGAUAUGUGCCACAAGUAGAUGACGUUGUCAAUGUGGUCGCUGUGCAGAGCAUUCAACCCAACUAUUUCUGGAGAGCAGUUAAAAUGACCCCAGUACAAGUACUGUAG